Colletotrichum lupini is the source of this 1164-nucleotide messenger RNA. RefSeq lists its product as uncharacterized. The record is from RefSeq and is a predicted model, not a curated record. The coding region runs from base 1 to 1164 and encodes 387 amino acids. Lineage: Eukaryota; Fungi; Ascomycota; Sordariomycetes; Glomerellales; Glomerellaceae. The transcript is spliced from 12 exons.
AUGGUCGCCUAUGGGUUGGAUGGGAGGAAGGGCCUCGAUCUUUCCUCCUGGAAAAAAAAGAUUGAGAUUCUCCAUAUACCGUGUUCACCGCCCUCCCACCUGACAAAAGAGGUCCGUUUGAACAAAUCAUCUCCGGAUAUCUGCUUCAGAACAGAAGCGCUCCUACCUAAACAUCAAAGUUCGUCCUCAAUCAAAUCGCCUCGAGACCUUGGGUUUAUAUUUGGUCGCCGGUUCCCUGACCAGAUCGAGGGCAGUGGCCGAAACAUCUGGCGAUUUGGCCGUGUCUCAAGCACCGGGAGAACAACUGGCCAUACCUUGUCUAUCUUCUUGUGUAAUACAAACUUCCACCAUCAAUGCCAGGAUAAGUUUUCCAAACGCCAGAAGCCAACGGCCAUUACCAGUCACCGUGCCACUGCAAAUCUGCCUUACGAGCUUGCCCUCAACAUUAUGGAUUAUGACGUUCUCCACGCUGAGAGUACUGAUCCAUCAGAAAUCACUUUCGGACUAGAUAGGGACGACGAUACAGCUCUCGGCGUCUCGUUCUACUUGAUAGAUGCUCAUGACUGCGUCAAUCGGAAGAUAAGGUCCAUGGUCCUCGGCAAAUUCUACUUCAUGUAUCGACUGGCGCCAGAUGGGUUAAACAUCCCAAACUUCGUCUUCAUCAACCCGAAGAAAGAUAUCGCAGAGCUCAAGCCACUUCUCGAGCGCAUGUGCAAAACAUUGGAACGAAGGAAUAUCUGGGAAGAGGAUCAGAGGCUGAGCUGGCCGAACUGGAAAUGGAAGCUGGUGUUUGAAGCAUCCCUGCAGAUUUGUUCCCGGAUCUUGCAGAAUGGGCAGAGAACCACAGUUCUGCUACGGCUUGGACCAUUAUUGCAAUCCCUGGGAUUGAUCAUCCUGCGAGACCUUCGGAAGUUUUGUCCUUUAGAGAACAAUCAUGUCGAGGUAGGAAUUCAAGUCGUCAUCCUCAUGUUCACACAAUUAAGAAUGCCUAAUGGAAGGGUCUUCUCGUCGUUUGGUGUUCUCUCUCGGUUGGCGUUCCUCACUGACUCGAUGAACCUGCCUUACUGCUUCUUUAGGGCUAGGGUGCCUGCUAGCCCAGGCGGCGAAAGACGUCUAGGAGGUAUUGCAUUGAGAUGCCAAUGUCAAUCUAUUGUUGCGAGUUAG